Messenger RNA from Histoplasma capsulatum G186AR, 714 nucleotides. Its product is annotated as ankyrin repeat protein. Bases 1 to 714 code for a protein of 237 amino acids. The transcript is spliced from 5 exons. The record is from RefSeq and is a predicted model, not a curated record. Lineage: Eukaryota; Fungi; Ascomycota; Eurotiomycetes; Onygenales; Ajellomycetaceae. Gene Ontology annotation, molecular function: protein binding.
AUGGAUCCUGAUUAUAAGACUAAAUACGCCAUCCAUGAGGCCGCCCGAGAAGGACAAACUUCUGUGGUGGAAUCUCUGCUCAAUGCAAAUCCAAAAUUGGCAUUUCUAAAAGAUCCCGAUGACCGCCUUCCCAUCCACUGGGCGGUAGCAUAUAAUCGAUUUCCAAUUGUAGAACUCCUAGUCGAAAUGCCAAAGUUUGAUCCUGACGAAGUGGAUGCAUCAGGAUGGACACCCCUCAUGAUUGCGGCGAGCCUGAAAGAUAGCGAAGGAGACCCGAUAAUCGAACUCUUGCUACGUAAAGAUGCAGAUGUCAAUAUGCAAAGUGUUAACGGCCAAAACGCUCUUCACUUCGCAACUUCAAAAGUCAACGUGUCAACUGUCCGUCUGCUACUAGCGCACAAUUGCAGCGCAAGACUCAAAGAUAACCGUGGCCAAUUAGCCUUACACCGUGCUGCAGCUGUCGGAUCCGUGCCGAUUAUCAAUAUGCUGCUACAGGAGGGCAAGAGCCCACUAAACGCAACGGAUGUGGACGGAUCGACUGCACUGCAUCAUGCUAUCGCUGAAGGAAAUGGAGAGGCUGCCCUUGUGCUACUGCGAGCCGGUGCAGAAGUAGAUAAACGAGAUAACAAUGAUAAGCUGGCUAUUGAAUUAGCUCCUGACUCCAAGGUACGUUUCCUUCUCUCGUCCAUAGACAAAGACGCAUGGGCAUGCUGA